Messenger RNA from Meloidogyne enterolobii, 1212 nucleotides. The record is from the annotation of a GenBank genome assembly. Lineage: Eukaryota; Metazoa; Nematoda; Chromadorea; Rhabditida; Meloidogynidae.
UUUUUUGGACUUUCCAGUAAUAGUUACUUUUAUGUUUCCCCUCAGUUCCCAAAAUUCCUUUUUCCUUCCAAAAUAUCACUUCUCAAUAGGAUUACCGUUUUCGAUUCGGGCAGACGUUUGAUUCAUUUUAUCACCCUCAUUUUUAUCGGGCCGGCCCGACCGAGUCUUUUUCGGGCUAAAAUUCAAUGCACGGCUCGUUUUUUCGGACCGGGCCAGCAAUCCUACUCAUUUAUAGAAAAUCUUCGUUUAAGUGAUAACAAUUUCGAUUCACAAACAACUAUUACUGACUUUUUUUCUUUUUAGAAGGGACAGUUUUUUUAUUUUACCUUGGAUAGUUUAUUGUUUUUUCUUGAAAAUUUUUUGGCUUGUGAAUUGCUGCUUUCUUGCCCAUUUAUUCUUAAACAUUUUCUUUUUUAGCCACAAUUUUCAUACAAAAAAUAAACGAUGACCUAUAGAAUGAAUUCCCUAUUUAAAAGACUCAGUUUUAACGUCGAGACAUCUCCAGUUUCUGUCAGAAUACCUCAAAGUGCUUUUCAAAUUAUUCUUUCGGCCAAAAAAUGUGAAUGUCAAAAAGAGGAUGAGGAAAAUAAAAAAGAACAUGCAAAAGUAGAAUUGGCUAUAGAACCAGCCAAUUUGUCAGGAGAUGAAAAAGGGGAUGGAUAUGAACUUAUUGUUGAUUAUAAAUUGGUUGUUGAUUCGGAAACAAAAUUGAUUGAACGUGAUAGAUGGAAAGACAAAGAAGUUUUACAAGAAAUUGAAACAAACUCGUGUACUAUAGAUUGGCUAGAAUUUUCCCUUUGUGUAAGAGAAAUGCUUGGAAUACCUGGAGAUUUGAGUGUUUCUAACGGUUUUCGAAAUUUUGCUAUUUUGAAUUCAGACAGGACUUGGUAUGUCAACACAAAUCAACUAAACACAUUUGGAGGGCGUUUAUUUAAAGAAUGGUAUGAAAGGGAUAGUCAAGGAGAAAGUAAUUGUGUUGUCCAAUCUUUGACUGUAAAUGAAUUAAAUCAACUUUUAACUGCCUGUUGUGCUUAUUCAACGCCUGUUGUUCACAGAAAUUUCGAUGUUCUUUUAGAAAUUGCUGAUAAAGAAAAAAUUACUGGUCUUUUGCGUUUAUUGGAGUCUUUUCUUGUUGAAAGCCGUGUUGUACAUCCAAUUAGGAAAUUGGAAUAUUCUGCAGGUUUUUUUUCAAAUUUUUUAAAAAAUUUUUGA